Messenger RNA from Spea bombifrons (plains spadefoot toad), 1016 nucleotides. Its product is annotated as olfactory receptor 4S1-like. Gene Ontology annotation, molecular function: G protein-coupled receptor activity; olfactory receptor activity. The transcript has a single exon. Gene Ontology annotation, biological process: G protein-coupled receptor signaling pathway. The coding region runs from base 20 to 967 and encodes 315 amino acids. The record is from RefSeq and is a predicted model, not a curated record. NCBI's taxonomy places the organism in Eukaryota, Metazoa, Chordata, Amphibia, Anura, Pelobatidae. Gene Ontology annotation, cellular component: membrane.
CCACGGACGCGCUGAGUCAAUGGGCAAUUAUUCUGGAGUUUCCGAGUUCCAUCUCGUUGGUUUUCCAGGAGCCUCAGAAAAGCUCUACCUUCUGAUAUCGUUAACAAUGUUCCUUAUUUAUACCGUUGUGCUUUUCUCAAACGGCACCGUAAUAUUGCUGAUUAUUCUAAAGGAGCACCUACACCAGCCGAUGUAUAUUUUUAUCGCAAACCUUGCCUUUUCUGACCUGCUUUUCGACACAAUCACAUUACCUAAAAUCAUCGCCAAGUAUUGGUUUGGAGCAGAAACGAUUUCCUUCUCCAGCUGUUUAUUCCAGAUGUUUUGUGUCCAUUUCCUUGGAUCAUUUGAUUCCUUUAUUAUCAUGCUCAUGGCUGUCGACCGAUACAUUGCCAUUUGCAUACCGCUGCGUUAUCCCUUAAUAAUCACUCAUAAAGCAACGGCCAUUUUAUGCUGGACCUUCUGGAUCUUGGCCGCGUCUGCGUCAUUGUUCAAUAACAUCUUGUUCAUCCCCUUGCCCUUCUGUGGGCCGAAUAAAAUCAAAAGCUGCUUCUGCUCGGUCUCUUCACUGUUCCCUUUGGCGUGCCAAGAUGUCACCUCCGUCCGCCAAAAAAUAUUAGUCAAUGCCAUGAUUGUGCUUCUUGCCCCUCUGGGCUUCAUCCUAUUGUCCUACGUCUUCAUACUCUGGUCGGUCAAAACGUCUGUCCACUCUGAGAACUGGCAGAAGGCUUUCUACACCUGCACCACACACCUGAUCAUCAUUGGGAUGUACUUUGUGCCUCGAGUGUUUGUAUAUUUCGCAAACUACGUCCGUCUAAUUCUCAAUGCCGAUAUAAAUGUGCUUCUUCUUUGCCUCUAUUCUUACUUGCCGCAUUUGGCCAACCCCGUCAUAUACUGUUUGCGAACGGAAGAAAUCAAACGAACUCUCGCAAAAGCUUUUAAAAUCAAAAUCAAAGUCAAUGUCAAAUGAAAUUUGCCAGGACUCCAAUUAAUUUAAUGUUAAACAAUAUUUUAACUAA